AUGAAUGAUACUCACAAAUCUAAUAUAAAAUGUUUAGCUUGCGGAAAAAAAGUAAACCUGCAAAUAGUCAAGAAAGAAAACAACAAUAAAGGAAGACCAUUUUAUUCUUGUCGUCAAUGUAACGAAUUUUUCCUUUGGGCAGACAACCCUACUGAUAUGGCGAGAUAUCAUAACAAGAUUACAGCUAGACCUGUAAUAACAACCGCAAGACAAAUUUACAACUCGAAUCCACCAGGCCAAGCUUCAGCUAGUCAAAACAUCGAGAACACUUCGCAUAAUACAAAUGAUAGAUCAAAACUCUCCGUUAAGCCAAUAGAGAUCAAAUUUGUUUUUUACGAUAAAGAUUAUCUCAUCGUGCGCGGGUAUCAGGAAAGAUUAUUAGAGUUCUGGCGUCGAUUGGAAUAUGCCACCUUCAUCUACGAAGCUAAAGGAUGGCGAAUACCAUCUUGUCAAUACGAAAACUGCACGAAAGAACUCAAAAAAUUAAACUUUCCGGUCGAAUUUAACACUUUUCCUCACCACAUUCUCAAACUUUUUGCUGCUGAUUCGAAUAAAUCCAACGUAUCCAAUACACAAGCAGAAGCUGAUAUCACGUCAAAAAUUUCACCACAACUUUGGCAAAUAUUAAUGCCUUUUCAAAAGGAAGGUGUGAUUGAGGUGAUAACAAAGGGAGGCAGAGUUCUGAUCGGUGAUGAAAUGGGCCUAGGAAAAACAAUUCAGGCAUUAACCAUUUGUUCAUAUUACCGCGAAUGGCCUGUUCUGGUAAUAUGCCCAUCUAGUCUAAGAUUGACUUGGUCGAAUGAAAUACAACGGUGGCUCCAAAUUCCGGAAGAGGAAAUUCAAGUCAUCUUUAAUGGAUCCAAUAAAUUGCAAAGUCCUAUGGCUAAAUUUGUGAUUGUUAGUUAUGACCUUUGUAGAACUAUGGGUCACACCUUUAAUAAAAAAUUCAACGUAGUUAUUGCUGAUGAGGCACAUUAUUUGAAAAAUCGAUCGGCUAAAAGGUCACAAGUUUGUUUAAGGAUGAUUCAAGAAACCCAUAGAGCAAUUCUCUUAACCGGAACUCCGGCUCUGUCAAGACCUGAAGAGCUCUAUGGUCUUAUUGAAGCAUUAAACAAUAAACUAUUUCCCAACUUUACUUACUUUGCCAGUCGUUAUUGUAAUCGUAAGUUGAUGCAUCUGGGUCACAGACAAUUUUGGGAUACUAAAGGAAGUCAAAAUCUGGAGGAGCUUCAUUGGUUAAUGGCAAAAACCAUUCUAAUACGACGAUUGAAAAAAGAUGUUAAUUUGCAAUUACCCGCGAAAACUCGGGCGAUUAUAAAAAUAAAAAUUGACCGAGCUUCAAUGAAGCCAAUUGAAGAACUAAAAGCCAAGAAAGCCAAACUUGAUGAAAGUGGAGACCAGGAAAGUCUUUAUAACAUAAAGAGAGAGAAACAAAUUUUAUUGAACGCGAUGUGGGAACAAACAGCACAGAUAAAAUUGCCUGGAAUAAUUGAAUACGUAAGCGACUUGUACGAGUCAACCGAAAAGAAAUUCCUUGUGUUCGCACAUCACCACGUUGUCCUCGAUGGGUUUUCAAAAGAUUUAGAUUGUAAAUCAAUAAAUUAUAUACGAAUUGAUGGAUCCGUGCCAUCUGCCAAACGACAAGUUUUGGUCGACCAAUUCCAAAACGAUAGUAGUAUUCGAAUCGCGCUUCUUAGUAUCACUGCCGCCAAUACUGGUUUAACUUUGACGGCUGCGGAUCUGGUGGUUUUUGCAGAACUUUAUUGGAAUCCUGCUACACUCUUACAAGCAGAAGAUCGAGCGCACCGAAUAGGCCGAAACGAAAGAGUUGAUAUCAAGUAUAUUUUGGCGGAUGGCACUGCCGAUGACAUUGUCUGGCCUCUUAUAAAGAAAAAACUCCAAAUCGUCGGUCUGAUGUUGGACAACUCCAGCAACAAAAUCAACAUUAAUGAGGGCACGACAUUCGGGCACGAAAGUCAAUCCGAUUUAUUGGAAUGGUUUAAUGAGACGGUUGGUAGUGAUGACAAUGCUGGUAUUGCUUUUGCUGCAGAAGAGAAUCUUGAAGAACCCUCACGAGGGAUCAAACGUACUCGCGAAACCCUGGAUUUCUCUUAUAGAAAAUAUAAAAAAACGAAAAAUGGUAACGGUUAUGGCAAUGAUAAUAACCAAUAG
Ambispora leptoticha is the source of this 2172-nucleotide messenger RNA. The record is from the annotation of a GenBank genome assembly. Lineage: Eukaryota; Fungi; Glomeromycota; Glomeromycetes; Archaeosporales; Ambisporaceae.